GAUUCUACUGUGUAAUGUUGGCAUUGAGGUACUCGACUCUUCCGCGGACGCUGGGUGUGACGCGCCAGUAUGAGUCGACUGCUGCUGCUGCUGUUUUGAGAGGCUAUGGCCAAGAAAACGUCUCGAGGAGGACCAAUGCUGGUCGGUUGACCCCAAGAACACAAACGCGAUUCCUCACGAAAAGCAUUGAAAGCAGCAAGGGAGAUCGCGAACGUGUCGUUGUACUAGGUUCUGGUAAGUGUCUUUUUCUGCUGUCUGAUUGCUGGUACUGUAUCUCACCUCUACCGCANGGCUGGGCUGGCUACACACUUGCCCGCGACCUCGACCCCAAGAAAUAUCAAGUUGUCGUCGUAUCACCUCGCUCCUACUUCGUCUUCACUCCUCUCCUCGCCUCAACCUCUACCGGAACCCUCGAGUUUCGCACAGCUCUCGAACCCGUCCGCUCCCGUCGCACCAAAGUAGAGUUCUUCCAAGGCUGGGCUGAUUCGGUGGAUUUCGCAACCAAGACACUGAAAGUAGAGGAAGCUGUCGAGAAUCCAUGGCAGGCUAUGGCUUUGACGGCCGAUGGCCGCGAAGAUCAGAAUGCCAAUCAAGUGGAGCAAGAGAAGGGUGCAAAAGCCAAAAAGGGCAAGAUGUUCGAGAUGAACUAUGACAAGUUGGUUGUAUCAGUCGGCUGCUACAGUCAAACAUUUGGAACCCCUGGUGUCAAGGAAAACGCAUAUUUCCUGAAGGACGUUGGCGAUGCCAGAAAGAUCCGCAACAGAAUGCUUUCGUGCUUCGAAACAGCUUCCCUCCCCACCACCAGCGAACAAAUGAAAAAGCAACUCCUCAACUUUGCCGUCGUGGGAGGAGGUCCCACCGGCAUCGAAUUCUCCGCCGAACUCCACGAUCUCAUCAGCGAAGACAUGGCAAAAAUCUACCCGGAACUCAUGCAAUACUACAAAAUCACGGUUUACGAUGUUGCGGAAAAGGUGUUGAGCAUGUUUGACGACAAGCUUGCCAAAUACGCCAUUGAUAGGUUUGCCAGAGAGGGCAUUGAUGUCAAGACUUCGCAUCAUGUUAAGUCGCUGCGUAGAGGUGCGCCGAAGAAACUCAAGGAAGAGGGUGGUGAGCAAGUCGUCAAAGAUGACUCGAGUUGUUACACGCUCGACCUCAAGGAAGAAGGCGAAGUAGGCGUGGGUAUGGUGGUCUGGAGCACAGGACUAAUGAUGAAUCCCUUCAUCUCAAAGUCACUCGCGAGACCUUACACCAUACCCAUCUCCAGCGCUGCUGUCGAGACAUCUUCAGACGCAAAGAGCUGGGCGAUUGCGACUCAUCCUCGUAGUGGUGGUAUCAUGACCAACGACCGCCUCCGCGUAAUCAUGCAACCCUCCACCUCAACAGCAAAAAGAAAACGACAACAA
Aureobasidium uvarum is the source of this 1403-nucleotide messenger RNA. Lineage: Eukaryota; Fungi; Ascomycota; Dothideomycetes; Dothideales; Saccotheciaceae. The record is from the annotation of a GenBank genome assembly.